AAAAAUAGGUAAGCAUCAUUCAUUAGGGUUUGCAAACACAAAAGAGACACGAGCAUUGAGCCUCAAAGGCGCUAUUCCUUAAUAUUCAUCCACCAUUUUCCUUUCCAUUCUUGCUCCUUCAUUUUCCUUUUUCCUUAGAAAAUGGCAAACAAAUUCCCCAUUUUCCCUAUUGUUGAACCUCAACACUUCAGUGACUAUGGCUUCGACCCUCAGAUACAUUAUUUUCAGAUUUUGGAAGAAGCAAGAAAACACAGAAUCAGAGAAACUGCGAGGUCAUCCAUAGAUACACUUCAUUUCAAGCUACAAAAACCCAUCUCAAAAGACGAAUCAUCGAAGAAGAUAAAAAAAAACAGUAGCCGUAAAAGAUGGUGGAAAAAUGCUCUGCUUUUCUUCAAAAAGACCAAAUCCAACAAUGACAAAAUCUCCGGUGCCGACGAUGAAGUUCAUCACCGGCGACCUACUUUCCGGGGAUCGAUAUCUGGGCCGGUAUACAUUACUGAGAGCAGAAGUGGGUCGAACACGCCUUACCGUACAACAAGUCGUCCGUCCUCCGGUCCGCUCGCCGGAACUUUGACUCCUAAUCGGAAAGGUGAUUUAGAGAUCCCCUACAUUAACCUCAGGGAGUUAAACAUGGACCAGCAGCAGCAGCAUAAGAUCUCUACAUCCUCACCUAUGCCAAUAUAUUUGGUCACGUGAACAGAGCACUAUUUAAUUAAUUAAUUGCUAAUUUUAAGUGUUACUGCUAAUUAAAUACUCUUAUUAUCCUAAUUUAGACCUUUUUAGGGUUCCAAAUUAGAAAGUUGAUGACCCCUUUAGUCUUUAGUUAAAAGGGUAUCCUUUUUUUCUUUGAAUUAUGUGCAACUUCCUUUUAUGUAAAAGUGCUUUAGUAUUAAUGGCAUGUAACAACUUUUUUCUUGU
Solanum stenotomum is the source of this 918-nucleotide messenger RNA. RefSeq lists its product as uncharacterized. The transcript is spliced from 2 exons. The record is from RefSeq and is a predicted model, not a curated record. Bases 142 to 696 code for a protein of 184 amino acids. Lineage: Eukaryota; Viridiplantae; Streptophyta; Magnoliopsida; Solanales; Solanaceae.